AUGGUUGGGAAUUACAUCUACCACGUCUGGUGCUUUGCGCAAGAUAACUGGGUGCAGCAGGCGCCGAGCCCAGCACCCUCGCCCUCCUUCAUCGCGCCCACCGUGCCGAACCAGGUGGAUCAGGUCCAUAUGACCGCCGUGAACUUGGCCAUCGGCCAGGUCACAACCUUUGAUCAGACGCCACCAACCUUCCAAGUGGGGACGGUCAGCUCGGCGGUGUCGGAGACUUCGUUGCAGAUCACGUUGACGCUGGACGAGCCAGGCACCAUUUGGUGCCAGCCGGUGCGGACCGGCUUCGCGGAGCCCAGCAUCAACGAGAUCCUCCAGAACAACGAGUACAGCGAUGCCUGUGGCACAUCGAGCUGUGUGGUCACCAUGACCGGCUUGUACGCCAAGACCGUGUACGACAUCUGGUGCUAUGCGGAAGACGACAACGUUUAUCCCCAGAUCCCCAACGGUCAGAAGUUCACCUCGGGCGAGGUAGAGACCCUCAGCACCUUGGACACGACACCGCCAAUCUUGACCAUCGUCUCGGCCGAGAGCCCCACAAGCUCAGACAUCCGCAUCAAGGUCAAGCUGGACGAGCCUGGAACUGUUUGGUGUAACAGCUUCCAGGCUGGUACUGCCUAUGGCAGUCCCAACUUUGCCGCCGUCUCGGGCGGCGGCUUUCGAAGCUACGUGGGCUUCCCUGGCCUGUCGCCCAACAGCCCCAUCAACACCAACGUGGAAGUCAUCGUUUCAGGGCUGGAUGAGUUCACCCUCUACGACACGUACUGUGCUGCGGAGGGCGCUUCCACCUUGCCUUCGGUGAACCAGAUGCUCGCGGCUGAUAUCCUCCUGACCGCCCCAGCAGUCGGUCAGAUCACCACCUUGGAUCAAUCCCCACCCGUCUUUACCGAGCUGGGUGCCAGUGGUAUCACUGAGACCACGAUCCAAGUGACCUUCAAGUGCAACGAGGUGUUUCUGCCGACGCGCUGGUCUCCGCGCGGUCGUCAGAGGCAGAACUUUCCAUGUUUCUUUCGACACGAGUGUGAAGAGUUGAUCCAUGGCUCCUGGACUUUUUGGCCACCGUCCAUGGCGGAUGUAGCGGCUGGAGGGCGCUGGGCAUUGUGGCUGGCGAGCUGGUGGGGACUGAAAGGGCUCCUUUGGGACACUCGGAGGCUCGGGGAGGCUGGAGAGGCUUUCAGUGGAGCAACGUGGGAUCCGGAGUUCGACCCAAGCAUCUAUGUCUUAUGCCUGAGCCUCGCCACGCAUGUGCGUGUGCCGCCACCCUUCGGCCAAGUGCCGCCCUUGCUGGACGUGUUCAUCGUGUAUUUCCAGUGCUUCAGUCCCUUCUGUAGCCUGCUCUUUGGUACCUUGGCCCUCUGCUACCGUUCUCCCACCUGGCUCCUGAGUAGCGCCUCCUGCGCCUGGGCCGCCUUUGGUCGACCCUGCUGGCCGCGGAGAGGCGCGCAGCGGCCGGCGCGGCCCUGGUUGACCAUGCUGCAUCCCUAUUUCUACUGGUUUUACCGUCGAGUUCCAGGCUACGGAGGCGGUGAGGUGCACAUCGAACGCUUGUGGCCUUCGGGCUUAGAGGCGCCCAUCGAUGUGUGGUACGAAGCAGGAGCUUCCAGUCCUUCGCGUUCUCAGCCUCUCCGGCCCAUUCUGCUGAACCUCCACGGGGGCGCUUGGCGCGGCGGCGAGGCACGGAUCAGCCCGCAGUCGCCCAUCUGGCAGACCCUGGCCGCGCAAGGCUUCCUGAUCGUCUCUUGCGAAUACCGUCGCCGGCGGGGUGCUCAAUGGCCUGUUCAGCUGAACGACUGCCGCGCGGCGCUCAUGUGGCUGGUGCGCGAAGGCGCGGCGCAGUUCCACGGCGACCUGGAGGACCUGACCAUCGCGGGCGCCUCGGCGGGCGGACAUCUGGUGGCGCUGCUGCUGGCGGAGGCGGUGAAGAAGCAGCUGCCGCUGCCAGUGACCUUCCGCGCGGCGCUGCUCUUCUAUCCGGCGCUGGACCCGGCGGACCGCUGCCGCUCCACGGUCCGUUUGCCCUUUUCUUGCUCUCUUUUGGGCGUGCGAUACCAGAUGAGCGCGCUGGAAUGGUUCUUCGAGUUCUUCGUCUUGAAAUCCCAACGCCACUGCUGGAGCUCCGCCGAGCCUCUGAAGCAGCUCCAGGAGCUGCGGAAGGAGCAAGCCGCGGCAUGGCCUCCGACCCUGGUGGUGCAUGGGGAGAGGGAUGGAGUGGUGCCUGUGGAGCAUAGCCGAGAGUUCCUGAAGACGCUGGCAGAGCUCAGUGAGGAAGGCGGCGUGGGACUGCGAAGCUGCGAUCAGCUGCUGGAAAUCCCUGGUGGGCGCCACACCUUCGAGAUCGUCUACUGCGACCUUUCGGCGCUUUGGCGGGAGCACGGCGCCUGUCGCUCCUACUGCCGCGUGACCCGGAGCGACUCCGGGGAGUCCAGCUUGAGCAUCAACCGCAUCUUGAAGGCCGACUACUAUGCGGACCAGUUGGGAGAUACCUUCACCUCGGCGACCAUCGACCUCUCUCGCUUGGAGAACGACGCGAGCCUGGCGGAGUUGGAGCGAGGGACGCUCUACGACGUCUACUGUUGGAGUCGAGACGAGGCCGUGCAGCACUCCUGCUACGCUGCGGCUCCCAGUGCUACAUGCUCCAGCACCUACCCACGGAACAACUACCAGGCUCAGAGCUAUGUCGACACCGCCUUUGGCGGCACACCGCCCGGUACGGUGACCAACGCCGGCGGAUUGCCCGGCGGGAAGAUUCUGCAUGUCCGCACACCGGACACCACGGCGCCGGUGAUCGUCUUCGUGGAAGCGGAGUCGACGGAAGAGUCCUCCAUCACCGUGACCUUGCAGCUGGAUGAGCCGGGCACCGCGUACUGCAAGGCCUACAGCAGUCUCCAGACCAUCGCCGCCGCCCUUUACACCGACCUCACCACUACGCCCAUCUACUCCAACACCGUCAGCAACUGGAACAACAUCUACAAGAACUUCGACAUCAAAGUGUCAGGCCUCACCAUGGAGACCAAGUACUAUGUUUACUGUGCCGCGGAGGACGACGAGUUGGCCGAGGGCGCAGCCACCAUCUCGCCGGCACCGACCCAGAACAAUCAAGCCUCGCCCAUCCUGACAGAGUCCACAGGUCGAUUCACCUUGGACCUGACGCCCCCGGUGAUCACGGUGGUAUCCAUUGCCUCCAUGAGCGAGAACACGGCCACCGUGACCUUGCAAUUGGAUGAGCCUGGCACGGCCUGGUGUAGCGCGGUAAGGGAUCAGGCCACGCCGCCCAGCAUCAACCAGAUCAUCGCAGCGAGCUUCUCCAACACAGUGAGCACCGCCACGACGGACUUCACGGUGCAAGUGCAGAACCUGCAACGGGAUACCGAGUGCCCCUGCAACGGGUCUGUGUCGGCUUUAGCCAUCACCUUGCGUGAGAUACGAGGAUACGACUCCAUGGAUGCGCUGGACAUCUUGAUCUCCCACUUCACGGGCAAUCCGCACCGAAAGAAGGCCAGACAACUAGCUCCUGAUGAUGAAUGGCAGGAGUUCAUCUCCCGCGGCGAUGAGAAAAGAGUUUGGCUCAACCAUCGCACGGGCGAAGUCUGGAAGGGCCGUCAGUGCCGAUACCGGCCAUCGGACUGGGAGAGCGGCAUGAGGACGCUCAAUUGGUGGCUCUGGCAAAAGACUUUGAACAUGCGGGAGCAAAGAGAAGACAAGCCUUUGACGCAAUUCCAAGGGCCAUGGGACAAGGGCGACGGCUCCGCAGAUGAGGUCGAUACAAGUCCACUGGCUUACGAUGAGCCCGACGACCCGGCCGCAUGGAAGGGUGGCUCGUUGAAGCAACGAGUCGUUGAUCUCAAGCAUGAUCUCUGGGAGGAGAUGGUGGCCAAUGACGAAGAAUCCCGGGACCUGACAAACUCAGACCUCUUCGACUGGAGAACAUAUCUGAAGCAGCUCCAGAAGAUGCCACCGGACCUGGCAGAUGAAGCAAAGUCCUUCAAAGCAGAGAUUCAUAGGACAGCCUGGUGCAGCUGGACCAACCGGCCGCAGUUCCAUUUCGCCGUGGAAACGAACCGCUUCCGAAUCCUUGUGAACCAGCCGAGGGGGAGGUCAGGCACUCUAAUCUACUAUGAUCAUCGGAGGAAUUUUCUCGCUAUCGGGGAAAGACCCGAUGGACGUCGGAUUGAGCCCACUCCGAAGGAGCAGGAUGUUUGCGCAGCUUUCGGAGGAAACUGCUUCUUCAUGCGGAAGUUGAAGAACAAACUCCUGGAUGGCUCCAAAUGCCAAGAGCUCUCCUACAGAAACCUAGUCAGAAGGUUCCUGCGUUUGGACGCCGAUUCAGACCUCCUUGAACACGCUCGUGACAAUGAUCUGUUGGAAUUCGACGAGGCGAGAUUGAUCUGGAGGCUUUCUCAAGACGAGAUGGAGAAGGAUUGGAGGCUCUUCUUGCAAAGUCAAGGGCAGAAACUGGCUCCCUGGCGUCUUGACGACGCCUUUUGGAACUUCGACCAGGAAAUGAAUCGGCAAACUCUUCACGAAGACAUCAGUCUUGCAGUGGAGCAGUUUUCGAAGCAGCAAGACCACCAGCGCUGGCAAGAGUGCUGCCGGCAGAUCAAUCGAUGUGAUAGGUGUCGACGGGACUUCUAUCGCGUCUUGGAAGCUGAAACGCACAAAGACGCAUUCAGAGAGGUCCAAUGGCAUUUUUGGCACGGCGCCAGCAUGCUCAAGGUUUCAGAGAUUUACUAUACACACGACACCAUCAACAGUCGUUUUAAGGAUCAUCGAUGGACGCUAGAAGAUACAGUUCAUCAGCUCCAGACGCACCAAGUGCGCGUUCAGGACAUUCCAGCCCUUCAAGUGAUGUACUACCAUGGGCGGUAUUUCUCGAUCGACAACCGCAGAUUGUGGUGCUUCAAGAAAUUCGCCGAGUGGAGCGGCGCGGAGCUCUGGAUCCCGGUGCAGGUCCACUGCAUCGCGGGUCCUGGAAAGAUCUUGCAGAGUGGGCCAAAGCAUCGUAACUUUUUAAUGAAGUUCUUCGAUGCAUUCUCCACAAGGUGCAAUGGGGAGUAUGUCGAGUUUUUCUCUCGACGCCGAACCUGA
Messenger RNA from Durusdinium trenchii, 5094 nucleotides. NCBI's taxonomy places the organism in Eukaryota, Dinophyceae, Suessiales, Symbiodiniaceae. The record is from the annotation of a GenBank genome assembly.